AUGAGCGUCAAAAUCGCUGCCAUCAACGAGAUCGACGUUGGUCGUAUCACUUCUGGACAGGUUAUUGUCGAUUUGACAUCUGUAGUGAAGGAACUGCUAGACAACAGUAUAGAUGCUGGGGCAGACCAGUUCGAAUGUGUUUUCAAAAACUAUGGCUUAGAAUCUCUAGAAUGUAGUGACAAUGGCAGUGGUAUUCCAGCCGAUAGUUACGCGGGACUUGCACUGAAGCAUCACACGUCGAAAAUUUCGAAUUUCGAAGAUGUAUCUCAGGUUACGACCUUAGGCUUUCGGGGUGAAGCUCUUUCUUCACUGGCGGCGAUCUCAAAUUUGGUGGUAACUACAACGGCCAAUCCUCCCAAAGCAGCACGGUUGGAAUUCAAUGCCAAGGGAGAAUUGAUCAAAAACGUUGUAACGUCCCGCAAUAAAGGCACAACCGUGCAUAUCUCUCAGUUAUUCAAUAACCUCCCAGUGCGUAAAAAGGACUUUACCCACAAUUGCAAACGACACUUCAAUAAAUGUAUUGCUCUACUGCAACAAUACACCAUAAUUCAGGACAAGAUGAAGAUUUCCAUUUGGCACGUCACCAGCAAUGGACGCCGCACUCUUGUCUUGUCGUCCACAAAAGAUCAGGGUAUCCCCAAACGGAUAGUCGGAGUAUUUGGAUCAAGUGCCAUGCAGGGACUUUCAGAGAUUAAUUUGGACCUUUCGAUAAACACCACCAAAUCAUGGGCUUCUCAAGCCUUGGGGCGUGAUUUUGAUGAACCUUCAGAAUACUCUGUAAAAGUGUCAGGGUACAUCUCGGGCAGUUCAUUUGGUUGUGGCAGGAACGCAAAAGAUCGCCAAUUUGUAUAUGUCAACCGAAGACCCGUGGUAUAUCCAGCACUUCUAAAAUGCUGUAAUGAAGUUUACCGCACCAACAAUAAUGUGCAAUUUCCAGCGUUGUUUCUGAACUUUGAGGUUGCCCCCGAGCUCAUUGACGUGAAUAUAACACCGGAUAAGAGAACUGUUGUAUUGCACAGCGAAAACGUUGUAAUUGAUUCCUUGAGGGAUGCGCUGGUGGAGUACUUUUCGGAUCAGGAAAUGGUGCUGCCCGUUUCUUUGAAAACUAAAAUUGAAAAGAAUGAGGAAGAGCCUGAAUUUAAAAGACAAAAGGCUGAGGCUGUCAGCCAAGAGCUGGAUUACCAAUUUCUAGACGAUGUAUCACAACCCGAAGUUUCUGCGCCUCAAUCUGAAGUCUCAGAAAAUACUCAGAGCGGCGUGGCAGCAUCUAAUUAUUCGGAACAUGGACGCGAUACAUCUGCGCAAGAGCCUUGCAUUUUUGUGAUGGACUCAGAACCAUCCGAUGAAGCAGAAGGGCUGAACGCAACAGAUCAUCCCGAAAAUGCCGACGCGUCCGUAUCAUCAAACCGCAUCCCUAUCAAGCGUACGACUACUAGAGGUAAGACCCAAAGGACACUUGAUGCUUUUGCAAAUCCUGCUAUGGACUUUGAUGCGGACCCUUUGUCAAGAACGCCAAAUGCCUCUGAAGAAACGUUGACAUUGCAGAUUGGCGAUGAUCACUUCGAAGAACGAGCGGUUAUAUCCCGAGAUAAACAUUUGAUAAUCUCAGAAUACGGCGAUUCGAAUAGAAACAAACAACGCAAGGUUUCUGGGGAUGUUGAAUCAAUACCCUCACAAAGUCCAUGUACAUGCUCUUCAGGUAACGAAUACGAGGAUGAAGAUGAUGAGGAUGGCCUGGAUAAUGCUCAGCUUCGCAAUACAAUUGGAAAUUUUUCGACAGGCGACUCAGUUUCACAGGUCGCUCCCGCAAGCUCGAGCCUGGAAGAAUUCACAUCUACAAGCCAGCUACAAUCCGAUUUGACAGAGACUGAGACACCCUCUCAAAGGGAGAAUACACUGAAAGGUUCCGCUCACACCGUAGACACUGAGAUUUUAUCAGUGGUAUAUCCGGUGGAUACCUCAACGAUAGUCAAUAAGUUUAAGGAGCAGGUUCAAGUUAUGGAUCAGCCAAAAUUAGAAAAGCAUCAAAACUUUAUCCAGAAGAACGAACAGAUAGAGGAUUUUGCAGAGGGUGAAAAAUAUUUGACUCUUUCAGUUUCCAAGAGGGACUUCAAGAGUAUGAACGUUGUGGGACAGUUUAAUUUGGGUUUUAUUUUAGUGACACGCAGAAUUGGACGGAAAUUUGAUUUAUUCAUUAUAGACCAGCAUGCUAGUGAUGAGAAAUUCAAUUUUGAGAUGCUCCAACAGACGACGGUUUUGAAGUCACAACGUCUCAUUGCACCUCAGGAAGUAGAAAUGAGUAUUAUCGAUGAACUCAUUACCACGGAGAAUCUAGAAGUUUUCGAGAAAAACGGGUUCAAAUUGGAAGUAGAUGAGGACAAACCACAGGGCAGUCGAGUUCGAUUGGUUAGCUUGCCUAUAUCGAAAAAGACAAUUUUCGAUAUAAAUGACCUACACGAAUUGAUCCAUUUGGUGAGAGAGUCUGAUGGGCUAAACAAGGAUGCAGUACGCUGCUCGAAAGUAAGGAGUAUGCUAGCAAUGCGUGCCUGCCGUAGUAGUAUUAUGGUGGGAAAGCCGUUGUCCAAAAAAAUGAUGGUGCGUGUGGUGCAGCAUUUGAGUGAACUGGACAAGCCUUGGAAUUGUCCUCACGGCAGGCCUACAAUGCGGCAUUUGAUGGAACUGAGGGACUGGAAUGCGUUUGAAGAUGACUAUAGAUUGUGA
This is a messenger RNA of Lachancea sp. 'fantastica', 2721 nucleotides long. Lineage: Eukaryota; Fungi; Ascomycota; Saccharomycetes; Saccharomycetales; Saccharomycetaceae. The record is from the annotation of a GenBank genome assembly.